AUGUGGCGGUCGGCCGGGGCCGGGGCCGCGCUCCGGGGCCUGUCGCGCUUCGGCCGGCAGCCCCUCCGGGCCCUCUCGGCGUCCCCCCGCGGUGCCCCGAGGGGCGUGAUGCUGAGCGUGACGCCCCCCGUGGGCCUGGCAGACGAGCCGGUGCACAUCCAGGUGCGGGGCUUGGACCCCGGCGAGCCCGUGACCGUGCGGGCGCUGGCCGUCAGCUACUACGGCCGCCUCUUCCAGUCGCGCGCCCAUUACGAGGCCGACGGCGUCGGGACGCUGGACCUGACCAGGGACUCCUCCCAGGGCGGCGACUACACGGGCGUGGAGCCCAUGGGGCUGAUGUGGAGCCUGACCCCGGCCGGCAUGGAGAACCCCUACGUCCGCAUGGUGCAGCGCAGCGUGCUCAAGAAGCCGCUCAGGCUGGAGGUGACGGUGCACCGGGCGCACAACCAGACCGGGCUGCUGCUGGGUCAGGUGCUGGCCUCGGCCAGGGUGGAGCGCUGGUAUGCCACCCCCGAGAUCCGGGCCAUCCGGGUCCGCGAGGGCGCCGUCCGGGGCUCCUUCUUCCUGCCCGCAGGGGAUGGUCCGUUUCCUGGUGUGAUUGACAUGUUUGGUGAUGAAGGGGGACUACAUGAAUUUCGGGCUAGCCUUCUUGCUUGUCGAGGCUUUGCUACCCUAGCUUUGCCAUAUUUUGCCUUUGAAGAUCUACCUCCCAUUAUGAAAGACUUAAAUCUUGACUACUUUGCUCAGGCAGCUAAAUUUGUGCAGAAUCACCCAAAGGUCAAAGGUCCCAAAAUUGGAGUGAUUGGAUCAGGCAAAGGAGCAGAACUGGCCUUUUCAAUGGCUACCUUCCUCCCAGAGGUGGCUGCUGUGGUCAGUAUCAAUGGUUGCAUCUCCAACACAGGCACAGCUCUUCAGUGUGGCCAAGUAAUCCUUCCAGGGCUCCCCUUUGAUCUGGAUAAAAUCACUGUCACUUCCUCAGGAGUGUAUGAUGUUAAAGAAACCCUUGUAGACCCCUUGGAUCCUGCUUAUGGAGACAGCCUCAUCCCCAUAGAAAAAGCUGACUCUCACUUCCUUUUUGUGGUUGGAGAGGAUGAUAAACAGUGGAAUAGCUCUUUGUAUGCUGACUUGGCAAUCAAGCGCUUAGAGGAGCAUGGGAAAAAGAAUUACACUCUUCUGAGCUAUCCCAAUGCUGGUCAUCGAAUUGAUCCACCUAACAGCCCAUUUUUUCCAGUUGCCUUGGACCGGUGGCUGGGGGUCCCUGUUCUAGGUGGGGGUCAGUGCAAAGCCCAUGCCAUUGCUCAGGAGGAAUCUUGGAAGAAGAUCUUAGAGUUUCUGAAGAUGCAUCUAAGAUGAAGGCCAUAAAACUAUAAAGUGGGGUUGAAGUGAGUCCCCAAACAAUGCAACAAAGUGAUUUCAAAGGAAGUUAAAGGCCUAAAUCUGUAUAGCUGUGUAAAAUGAAAAUUGAGAUCUCAUAGCCAUCUACAUGUUUUAAGGAGAUGUAAAAUUACUAAGGAAAUAGUACUUUUUGGGUAGCAAUUCAAGGAAACUGAUUCAAGGGUCAGAAGUAUUUCAAUUUUGUGUUUACCAGAACCUGUCAUUCUUAAGCUAUUGAAUGAGGUUUUAGUUUGACUUACCCAGGAGAAGGUAGAGGCUUCAACUAUAAAGAGAGAGAGAAUUAUUAAAUGAAAGAGCAAAAAUAGUUUUCAUCGUGACCCCGUUUGGCGUUAAAAAUCAAUUUGUGUACUGGUGGCUUGUCUACCUUCUAUUUUUCCAUGCUCUUUUUUUACUCGUAGAAAAAUAUUCUUAUCUGCCACAGAAAUAUUUGUAAAAUUUUUUUGACUAUGUAUUUGAAUGUGAUCUUAUUAUCGAAUACACACCAUUGCAUUUUUGAUAAGGAACUUUAUUUGGUGACAUAAAGAUCAACACGAAGCUGUAAGAUCAACUGCAUUGACCUUCGGUUUUUUUGGAAGUCACCUUUUUAAGGGUCAGCAAAGAUUUCAUCAUGAAAAAAUUCUUAGAAAAUCUAAGUGUCUCUCCAGCAAACAGCAGUCAAAUGCUGAGAAUGGGUCUCAGUGUUUAUAGCAUCUUUGUCCCCCUAUUUCUGUCUUCAUACAUGUUUGAAGUGUCAAAAGUUUAUUGAAUUCAGAUUGUCCUCCAAAAUAAACAAUUGUAGUGUGGAAAUUA
Vombatus ursinus (common wombat) is the source of this 2184-nucleotide messenger RNA. Its product is annotated as acyl-coenzyme A thioesterase 1-like. The record is from RefSeq and is a predicted model, not a curated record. Gene Ontology annotation, molecular function: fatty acyl-CoA hydrolase activity. NCBI's taxonomy places the organism in Eukaryota, Metazoa, Chordata, Mammalia, Diprotodontia, Vombatidae. Gene Ontology annotation, cellular component: peroxisome. Gene Ontology annotation, biological process: acyl-CoA metabolic process; fatty acid metabolic process. The transcript is spliced from 3 exons. Bases 1 to 1353 code for a protein of 450 amino acids.